AUGUCGACAUACAAACUCUAUUAUUUUAAUACUCGCGGUCGUGCUGAAAUUGCUCGUCUAAUUUUUAUUGCUGCUGAUCAAAAAUUCGAAGAUAUUCGUUAUGAACAUAGUGAAUGGUCAUCACAUAAAAAUGAAAUGCCAUUAGAACAAAUGCCUGUUCUAGAAGUUGAUGGUGUUAAAUUACCACAAUCAGGAGCUAUUGCUCGUUUUCUUGCUAAACAAUUUCAUUUAGCUGGUAAAGAUAAUUUCGAACAAGCAAAAGUGGAUGCUGUUGUUGAUACAAUUGCUGAUGCAAUGACACAAUUUUUACCAAUUCGUUUUGAAAACGAUGAAACAAAACAAAUAGAAAUGGUGAAAAAUUUCUUUGCAAAUGAAUUACCAAAACAUUUACAAAAUUUAGAAGUUUUAGCUAAACAAUUUGGUAAUGGUGGUCUAUUCUUUAUUGGAAAUAAUUUAACAUGGGCAGAUUUAUUAUUUUAUGAAGUAACAGAAACUCUUCUUGGACUAAAUAAAAAUGCAUUAGAUAAUCACCAAUGGUUAAAACAAAAUCGUGCAGAAGUAGAAAAACAACCUCGAAUUGCAGAAUAUCUUAAAAAUCGACCAAAGUCACAAUUUUAA
Adineta steineri is the source of this 618-nucleotide messenger RNA. Lineage: Eukaryota; Metazoa; Rotifera; Eurotatoria; Adinetida; Adinetidae. The record is from the annotation of a GenBank genome assembly.